CAGGUUGAUGACAAUGUCACCAGGCACAUCGACAGUGAGCUUAAAAGUGAUGAUUGGGACAUUAUGAUACUUCACUACUUGGGCCUUGACCAUAUAGGACACAUUGCAGGGCCAUCAAGUCCCCUUGUAGGACCCAAACUCUUGGAAAUGGACCAUAUUAUAAACAACAUUUAUAACGCAAUGCUCAGUUGGGAUAGAAAAAGAGAGGCACCUUCUCUGAUGGUACUCUGUGGUGAUCAUGGAAUGAGUGAUGCAGGGAGCCAUGGUGGUGCAUCAUCCUCAGAGACAAGUACUCCCCUUGUGUUUAUGAGCCCUUUGUUUGAACAUCUUGGAGGUGAAGUAUUUAACAGGAAAGAAGUUCAACAAAUUGAUCUGGUGCCGACUUUGAGUAUUCUUUUGGGGCUUCCAAUACCUCAAAAUAGGUAAAACACGAAACGGCCUUCAUUAUUUAACUAUUUAAAGCUUCUAAAUCCUUACUCGUUUCUCAAGGGGCGUAAACAAACCAAGUACCCAACAGACAGACAGACAAGCCUUACGAACGACUACACUUCAUAAACGCUAAAAGCCAUGCAAGAUAGAAACCUAUGCUCCUUGGUACUAAAUCCUAGGCUGCAAAGGAUAAUUCAAUCUCAUGAAGACAAAGGUUACUGAGGGAGCUUGAGAGGAUAUUAGUUCAUAAGACCUGGGAGUGUUGAAAGUAUACUCAACUAUAUUGUUUUUAGCCAGAGUGUAAGGAUAUCACAACACUUCAACUAACAAUGUGAAGGAAAACGCUCAUUAGCGUUUUACUAUUUCCCGCCUCUUGGCUUUUACCGGUACAGAACCAAGUGGCUUUUCAGUACAAAAUUUUGGCAGCAAACGUUUUAAAUGUUCUUGUACAGCAAAAUAAACAGCACCAAGGGAAAAUACAGCUCGAUCAAUGCUAUUCAUUUGACUGAUUACAUGUAAGGAGUACACAGACGUACUCAAAACCUAGGACAGAACUGACCACAGAGAAGUUACUCUUCCCACACAAUGCUUUCUCCAUUAAAAGCUCUUAUGUUUUUCGUGGUUUUGGUAAUGGUUUUGGUAAAUUCUAUCUGAUUCCUCCUUUGUUUUCUUUUCAGCAUAGGAGUUGCUAUACCAAGCCUCUUUGGCUUUCAUACACCAAGAGAAAUGCUAAGGGCUCUACAGCUUAACACACACCAGCUGUCUAAAACACUUACCGCAAAUGGCCACUCUGUAGAGAACAUGUACGAACUACACCACGCCCACAAGCUUCACUCUGAUUGGCUCAAAUCCACAGAAUCUGGACACAGUUCCACAAAUCUCAAGACAACGGCGGGAAAGGUUGCUAAGCAGUACAUCCUGGCUCUUGAGAAAAUGACCAGUCGCAUGACCGCCUCGCUUUCAAAAUACGACCUUCAUGCAAUGAUUUGUGGUAUAGCUGUUCUUAUUCAAACGCUUUACUGGGUGGCCUGUGGGUUGUGUCGAAUUUCUUUUCCAAACAAAACAGAUGAAAGCCUUGAUGUCUCUGUGACAAGUGUCUUUGUGGUGAGCGGCGCUGUUCCUCUUGUUGUCGUUCUCCACCUCUUAGCUUGUUCCAGCACGGUGAUUGGUAAGUGAAAAAAGCAGUUGAAACUUUCUUUUCCGAGAUUCCCUUGCUUUGAGACGUUUUUUUUUUCCAGGUUGCAAACAAAAAAUAGUUUUGAUCACAAGGCGCUGAUUAGAAGUCGACAAUGACUUGGGAGUGCUUUGGCACUAACUGUGACAUUUUCUUCACUUUGACUGACUCCUUUACACUUUCACCAUAGUUAGUAAAGAGGACCCCUCUACUAACUACGCUUUCACAUCUCUGAGUGUGGAACUAAGUAAUAAAUGACAAACGGUUCGUGACCGGGGAGAAAUAGGCGACAUUAUCCUCACUUGGUCAGACACUUCCACCCCUUCGUACCUAUUAAGUGUGAGAACUAAGUAACGAAUGACCGCUGUUUCGUGCCGGGCAGGGAAAAAAUCUACUUAAUCCUUGCUUUGACAGACUAUUCCAAACUUCUACAAUUUUAGAAGUGUAGAACUAAGAAGGAGAUACAAAAAUAAAAUAUCCUGUGGUCAGCGUUGGAAAAUUAAACUGCGUGCAGUCUCUUUUUUCCCUUAAUCCGUGACCCGUCGAGCGAAACGCGCGAGAGACGAAAAAUACCACGCGCGUGACUCAAGGCGCAAGGCGGGAGCUACCACUCUGGUUUCUCGUGUCUCGUGCGCUCGCGUCACCAAAUUUGUAGAAAAAGAGAGGCUGCUCGCUGCAGUCUACUGGACAAUUGUGUGAAUCUACACUGGACAAAACGACAGUUUGCGUGCAAAACUAUUCCUCAUAAUAUAGUCUCUCAAAUAAGAAAACUACUCCUUUCUCAAUUCCUUUUAAUUUUUCAGGGGGAAGUGACGUCAUGUGUGCUGCGAACAGCGUCGAAUCCUUUAUUUACAGUUCGACCGUAGCGCUGCAGACUGGAGUCUCUCUCGCAUUCAUUUUGCUUCGUAUUCCAAACCUUAAACCAUCCUUAUCGUGGACUUUAUCUUGGUUUUCUUCUCUUUUUCAAAGCAGAAGACACCUUUUUCUUAUAACAGGAGUUUUACUUCACACAUUUAGCCUUUUAUCGAGUAGUUUUGUUGAAGAGGAGCAUCAGACUUGGUAUUUUCUCACAUCGACAUUUUUCAUGAUCAUUUUAUUGGAGAAAAGUGUGUUAUUUUGCAAGAAAAACACUCGCGUUGCGUCGGAGGUAACACCAGAAAAAGCCACGCAGCCAGAAAACUUGGACGGUGAAAAUUGUGGAAGAUAUAGGAAAGAAAAACGCCUCAAUCAUAGUGAAAGUUUAACGCACACAGGCUUGAGUACAGACCAAGUGAUUUUUACUAACGUGAAAUUAGGCGAUCUUUUUUCAAGAGAAGAAUUUGUCAACGCUGAAACGAGUAGGAGGGAGAACAAUUGUUAUUCGAGGGAAGUGGCGAAAGCGCAGUAUAGAGAGUUAUCGUAUUGUCUGGUUGUUUUCGUACUUCUUGGUUUAGGAAGACUAUCUAGAGCGUGGAAUCAAACCGGAAUAAAAUGGGCUGAUAGACCUGAUAUAGGAGAUAGGCUUGUUAAGCCAGAAAACAAGAUAAUAUUAUCAAUAACUUAUUUUACAUCACUUUUGUUUAUCAUUGGAUUUCGCUACGGUCGCCAUGAUAUUCUCACUUCCGCUCUGUUCAUCGUUGGUUCUGUAUAUUCCUACCUCUAUCGAGCUGUCACUGGAAAUGUUCAGUUACCAUGGUUACCAAACGAACCAAUCACAAAAGGGAUUAUUGAAGCGCGAGUGACUUACUGUUGCGUGACAGCCAUGGUGUUGUGGAAUGUAAUUCUCUUAUUUAAGGCAAAUAACAGUAAAAAGAAGAGGCUUUUCCAGGAAUAUAUUUGUGAUGUAUGUGAACCUCUUGAAGGACUCCUGUCUAGUUUUUUGUUGCUGGAAAUCCUUCUUCAGCGACCCCACAAUGCUGCCAUCUUGGCUAUUUUUGUACUUCAAGAAAGUAUAUUAAGCCAAGUACUCUGGAAAAGGUAGGUAUAUGAGGCAGUAUAUAUGACUCUGUAAGAAUGGGCCAAGUAGGCCAUUUCCAAGUUCCAAAAACCCACUUUCCAAACGAGGUUAAGUUCAAAACCUUUCUUGUGAAAAUGAGUUUUAUUUGCGUGAGAAUAAAACACCAUUUUCAUAUCCAUGGCUUUGCUCUAAGCCUUGCUUUGAAACAGACUUGCGGUUACUAGGAAAUUACGUAUUUAAUUAAUGAAUUGUUUGCUAGUUGAAAAACUUCUCGAUUAUCCUUCAAUAGUAAUAAGUUUAAGCUAGAAAAUACGUAGGUAAUUCGCGACAUUUGUUAAAAUGCAGACAUGAUUUCUUGAGAUGCAAAAGAAUACAUUACGUGCUCGUAAAAUGUCGCAAAAUACUUAAAUACUUACAAGAAUCAAGAAUUUGAUAUGAGUCACGAUAUGUCUAAAAAAGUACUUGAAAUCAAGCCAUGAAAUAUUAAAAAGGCGGUUUGUGUUUUGGAAAAUAGUUGAACUCUGGUGUCCCUUCAACAUCUUAUUGUUGUCAUCUUAUGCGAGGUUUGAAUUCUUGCUUUUAUGAAACUUAAAAGACUUCUUCGAACUCUGUCGCUUUGGAAGGAAAUUGAUUCAGUUAAUCUCGCUUUUGAGAACUAUCAAGUUCUCCCAUUACAUCAUGACAUCUUACUGUUUUAUUAUUUGUCAUUAUUUAUUUCAUUUUCUCCGUAGCAAAGAGAAGUCGUGGAUCGUUACCCUCAGUUCCUUGUGGAUGGGCCAUGCGAUGUACUUUUCCCUUGGGAACUCAAACAGCCUGGCCUCAGUGGAUAUUUCUGCGGGCUAUGUGGGUCUAGAGGAUUUUGUACCCAGUAUUAUGGUCCCUCUCACAUAUGUAGCCACUUAUUGCGGUCCCUGUCUGUGGCUGAUGGCUGGAAUCUUGUCUGUUAUACAAAACACCAGAGAUGCAGUGAGGUACGUAAAAGUUUAACUUUACAUCACUUUAUCUGUUUCUUUGUGAUAUUUUAUCAGCAACACUACGAAAGAUGGAACCAUUAUGUUCACCAUAUAGACUUAGAAAAGAAAUUGCGGCAUAUCUCGGCUCUGAUUUGAAAGGUUACGUUAACGAUUUUUUCAAAAGACUCAAAACCCCGAGGCAAACCUUUGGUCGGUAGAGAGAAAAUUCCAGAUCAAGUUCCUGGUAAAAACAUGCAAUCUUAACCCUGACCAUGAGGACGUAACUAAUUUUACGAAAUAUAUCAGUGAGUACUGUGCCUAGAUUGCCGGGCUCUGCCCAGUUAGCUUCAAGAGUCUUAAUUUUAAACGACACUAACGAACGUUUUAUUCAUCAUUUUCUUUAGUUUACAGGUCUCUCUCUACCAAGCGUGUUACGUCAUCGCUCUCUGCCAGUCCGUGGUCCUUUGUGUUUACUGUACAUUAGUAUUUAGUCAGCGGUAUCACUUGUUCGUCUGGAGUGUCUUUUCGCCGAAGUUGCUCUACGAAACAACCAAAACUUUGCUGUACUCUGUGCUUUCUAUUUCUGUUAUUUGUCUGACGUGUUUCGUAGUAAGAACGGAGCGACUUAGCUUGCAGAAAUCUGAAUGA
Messenger RNA from Porites evermanni, 5140 nucleotides. The record is from the annotation of a GenBank genome assembly. Lineage: Eukaryota; Metazoa; Cnidaria; Anthozoa; Scleractinia; Poritidae.